Messenger RNA from Sarcophilus harrisii (Tasmanian devil), 5976 nucleotides. It is a transcript of the gene N4BP2L2, whose product is annotated as NEDD4 binding protein 2 like 2. The coding region runs from base 657 to 4175 and encodes 1172 amino acids. Lineage: Eukaryota; Metazoa; Chordata; Mammalia; Dasyuromorphia; Dasyuridae. The transcript has 11 exons. Gene Ontology annotation, molecular function: transcription corepressor activity. Gene Ontology annotation, biological process: negative regulation of transcription by RNA polymerase II. The record is from RefSeq and is a predicted model, not a curated record. Gene Ontology annotation, cellular component: nucleus.
GGCCCGGUAAUCAGGUGCACUAAGGUUCGCUAAAUGGCUUGUGCUCCUUUCGUUGCCUUCCGCCAUGGGCCUUUUGGGUUUAUUCUGGCUUGGCAGUCAAAGGACUUUGGGGAAGGCGUCCUUGGAAGAUUUGGAAAUCACUGACCUGUGGAGACCUCCGGGACUCCUAGAGAGGACCCGGAAACGCCCUGGGGGUGGGGGUGGGAGAAGCCGAUGACGUAUGAUCAGUUCCUGUCUGUGAGAGUCUGGCGUUCCUCAGGCCCUGACCUGCAUUCUCCCUCUUCCUGCCGAUGUUUACUCUAGAGUUCUCGAUAAGGAGAUGCCUUACUGUGAAAAUUAAGCUAAGUCUUUGGGACAUGGUUUAAAAAAAUCUAGCAAGUGAAACAUGCAAUAAAAAACUGAAAUCAAGAGAAGAAACUUAUACCAUAUUCCAUGAUGGUGGUGACCAUUUUCACAGAUCCUAAGAGAAAACAGAAAAUAACUGGUUAUCCUUAUCCAUCUUUGAUUACAAGGAAAAUGGAAAAACUCAGGAGAGCAAGACUGAAACUACAAUUUUGUUGAAACUUUUAGGGGACAGAAUUCCUUAUAAAAGGCCAGAUAUUAUUGAAUCAUUUCAUUCAGAAGAUCUAUAGCAUGAAAUUUCUACAGUAGGAUCCAUGAACAUCAACGAAAUACCUAGAAAUAACUAUACUUAUGUUUCUGGAAAUAGUAAAGAAAUUAGAAUGGAAAGAAAUCACAAGGUAGCUAUCCCAGUUAGUGGAGAGGAAGUGGAAUAUAGCACAAGUAAAGCAUUCAUAGGACCCAUUUACAAAAGUCCUGAGGAAAAUGAACGAGAUGAAAGAAAACAUCACACAGAAAAAGUCACUGGUGGACUAGAAAACAAACAGAACCCUUCUAAUAAACUGGAUAUAGACAAUGAGUUAUCUCAGUUUUAUAAAGAAAUUCAGGAACUUGAGAGUGAAAAAGAAGAUUUGGAAGGUAAUUGUCAGGAAUUUAAACCUCAGGAACAAUUUAGUUUAUAUUAUCAAGGUCAUUCCAAUGACAAUUUAAAAUCUGAUGAAGAAAAGGAAGAUACUUGGUUUAGUACUAUACAUUCACUCCCAGGUGAUGAGCAAUAUUUUAGUAAUGAGCCAGUUGGUUGGAACACUGAAUAUGCAGUUAAUGGACAAAUGGAACCUAUGUUUUUUAACAACCCAAUUCCUACCUUUAGGCCCGAAUGGCAACCAGUGGAAUCCUCUUUAGUUCCUCAUGGCCUUUUUCCUUCUGGAUUCAAUUAUCAUUUAAAUGUUCAAAGAUUUAAUCCCUCUCCAUCUCCACCACCAAAUGUUUUUCAUGGUCAAGAUGUUAAAUUAUGUGAAAUGUACAAUGGAUAUAAUGUAACCAGUGUUAACACAAAUUGGAAUUGUCCAACAUUUGAUCAGACUAACAGAUAUUCUGAUUGUGAUGGGAGGAACAGUAGCAUACAGCCCUUUAGAAAUGGCCGCAAUGAACAAGAUGGACAAGAAAGUAAUGGUUUUUAUGAAACAAGAGAAGAAUCUUGGGAAGACCCUUCUUUAUUUCAGAUGGAGAAAACAGACAGGCUUAUGAACCAGCAAUUCCAAGAAGAAAAGCUCAAGAGGCUACUUAUUCUUUUAAGAGGUCUGCCUGGCUCAGGGAAAACAACACUGUCUCGUGUUCUGCUCGGUCAGAAUCGUGGUGGCAUCGUCUUCAGCACUGAUGAUUAUUUUCGGCAUCGAAAUGGGUACUCAUAUAAUGUUAGACAACUUGGUGAUGCCCAUGACUGGAACCAAAGCAGAGCAAAGAAAGCUAUUGAUCAGGGAAGAUCUCCAGUUAUAAUAGAUAACACUAAUACCCAAGCUUGGGAAAUGAAACCUUAUGUGGAAAUGGCUAUAGGCAAAGGAUACCGUGUAGAGUUUCACGAACCUGAAACAUGGUGGAAAUUUGAUCCUGAGGAAUUAGAAAAGAGGAAUAAACAUGGGGUAUCUCGUGAAAAGAUUGCACAGAUGUUGGAUCAUUACGAAUAUAAAAUGUCCAUCUCUAUUGUAAUGAAUUCAGUGGAACCUCCACAUAGAAGGUCUGAGAGACUUCGAAGACAGAGAGAAGAAAAAUUGAAGAAACCUAGCAGAGCAAGUCAGAGAAGAAAUAGAAGAAGAAAUAGGAAACUGAAGAAUAGUAAUGCUAAAUCUAUGAAGAAAGAAUCAUAUGGAACCCUAAGUUAUCCUGUGCCAGAGGAUGAAGGCACAUCUGAAAGUGAAGAGCAUUACUCAGAAGAAGAGAAUAAUGGAAAUUUAGUCUCCAUGUCCAUUGGAGAUCUGGGAUGUACAUCAGCAGAUUCUGUAAAUAGACACAGUAAGGAAGGUAGUAAAAGCAUAAAAUUUGAGCUUGGAAAAGAAAAUAUUUCUAAUGCUCAAUCUGUCACAUCUGUAACUUGGGAAAAUCCACCAACGUGUGACUCAACUGCAGAAAGUAACAAUUUGUAUCAAUUAAGUUUGACAUCCAUUCCCCAUGAAAAUGCACUUGGACACAUGUAUAAUCAUCAGACAACAGUUCAAAACUUUAUAGAAAAACAAAAUAAUUCCUAUGUACCAGGUAUCAGAUGCUCUGAAGUGAAGGCUGAUAGUCAUGUUGAACCAAGUCAUUCUGUGGUGUUCGGCAUUAAGGAUAGAAUUGUGUCUGCUAAAGCCACUUGUGUUCUCACAGAGGAGGAUAGCAUGUCAGCUGAAAAACUCAGUGAUAAAGAAAUGCUGCCUAAUCAAUGCAGAUUUAACUCUUCAUAUGAAAAUUUAAAAUACGGGCACAGAGCAAAUAGGAAUCAAACAAAUUGUUGGGCUUUUUUCUCAGCUACAUUAUCUGAUGAAAAACUGGAGUGGGAUUUGGACACACAGCCUUCUUUUACUGGUUGGCCUGAGGGGCCUCAUAAUUUUAUAAACCCACAGAGACAAAAGAAAUCUAGGUGUUCCAGACAGACUUGUCCUGAUGGCCCUAGAGAACUGAUAAGACUUGUCUACACAGAUAAAGGCACAGACCCAGGAAACCAUCUGCAAGCACUGAUGGAGGAGAAUGCUGAUGCAUUAAGAAAUGAGGAGCUGGCAUCUUCUCCAAAUAAACUUAUAGACCUAAUUCCAUUCAUGGAGACAGAAACUAAUGUCCUUAGAAGCAACUUGCCUGAAAUAUGUGUCCAAAGGAAAACAUCAGCCAUAAUUACUAAGAAGGGAAGACCCAGACGGAUUUUUAAUUUGGCUCCAAACUUUCACCUGCCAAGACAAGCUGUGGUUAGUGUAGAAGAAAAGAGGGAUGCUCUGAUAACAGAUAGUCAAACAUUUAAAAACAUUUUGGUUGUAGAAAAUGACAGAAGUCCAGAAGUGAAUCAUGAAGAGAAGAAUAAGCCAGAAGACAUGACUGUCCAAUGUAAUCUAUCACUAGGUUAUCCCAUAGAUCUUCCAUCCAACUCUGGAGGAGAACUGCAGUCUCAUGAUGUAUCAUUCAGUCAGCUGAGAAAGUCUUUGUGUCUCCCUAAAAGGGCUGUUCUAAAGUUUUUGUUUACAAGUGAGAAAAGAAUUUUAAUGUUUAAAUCACAAACAGUGGGAAAUAGGCUGAAUGAGGUAGAACUAAUUUCUUCAGAAAUUUCAAAUCAUAAGCCCAAAAUUUUAUUACCUGCUAAAAUUUCUUCAGAGCAUCCUAGUUUUGGCUUUGAUGUUUUUUCUGGAAGUUUUGGUGCCAAAGUUCACAAAGAAAAGGAGUCCAAGUCAUCACAAUGUGUACAAACUAAAUAUAAUCAAGAUUCACUAAGGAUCAUGCCUAAUUCCUUUGGUCUGCCCUUAUCUCAGAGAUUUGCUUUCCAACUUGUAAAUCUGUUUGGAUCUCCUGGAGUGCCAAUAGAAUCUUUGUUGCUUGAUGACUAUGUAGUUAGCCUAGACUGGAAAACAUUAAAGAUGAUCUAUUUGCAGUGGAAGACAUCAGUAGAGGAACGACAGAAGAAGAUUAGAAAGAAAAAUGAAAAUUCCUUGAUUGUUGAUGUGACUAGCCUUCAUGAUAAUGAGAAACCUGAUCAUCAAGAGAGUCAAGGAUAUUUUAAAAUACUUUCAGAAACAAACCUUUCUAAAGCUGAUGAUAUAAAGGAUAAUUUCCAAGCCAAUACAACACUGAUUUUGGAUACCAUACCCAGUCAUUCUUGAAGAAUUAUUUGAAUAAAAUGCCACAUCAAAGAGAAAGCUUCAUUAGACACUUCUUCAGAGCUGAGACCAUUUCUGGAUUUUCUGUUCCUCAUUUUCAUUUGGCUAAAGUUAAUCUAACUGAAGACUGUAUUCUUCAUUAGUAAUGCUUUAUAAAUGGCUUUGCUCAUUUCCUUCCAUUUGAGAAAGGAAAAAAAAAAGCCACAGGACUGUUUCUAGCUUAAAUAGGAAGCAGGUUAUUUGAGGAAGUACCCAAUUUCUGAUAGACUGCAAGCUUAAUAAUAACCAGCAGUGCAAUAUUACAACCUAAAAAAGCAAAUUGAUCUUAGAUUUCAUUAACAGUGGCAGUUCCCUUGGCCAAACAUAUUUCUGAGGAAUGCUGUAUUCAGUUCUGGGUCCAUAUUUUAUGAAGGACAUUAAUAAGAAUUUGGAAAGCAUAAGCAAAAUUGUGACCAGGAUGGUCAGGGGCUUCAAAAUCAUGCCACCUUCAUAUUUUCUCUCUCUGGAUUUUGAUCCUUAUUCCAGUUGGUAGAGCUAUUUUUGGCAGCAGCAUGAUUCAUCUGACAUAUCAGCCAUCUUCCUCCAAUUCAGUGUUUGCUACAGAUUUCAUAAGCAUGCAGCCUUUGUCUUCAUAUUAGUCACUAAAAAAUGUUGUUAGAAUAGGGCUGAACUGAGCCUUGACAUUGAUUGCUCUUUUGGUCCUCUCAUUAAAGCAGUUAUGAAUCCAUUCAAUCCAUCCAAUUACAUGAUAAUCCUGCACACAUCUUUCCAUUUGUUAACAAAAAUAUGUGGGCUUUUAUCAAAUGCUUCACUACAAAUAAGUUAAUCUAUGUAUAUGCUAUUCUUUGAUCUUUCAGUCUGGUAACUCAAUUUUGGGAAGAAAUGAAGUGAUAGAUGCCCUAUUCAAACAAUGUUUAGAGGAUUCAAUUGAGGUGCUAUAUUUUAGAAAGAAUAUUUACAAGUUGGAGAUAGCAUGGCAUAGUGGACAAAUUACCUGAUCUCAAAGCCAGGAAGACCUAGAUUCAAGUUUCACUUCGAAUACUAUUGACUUUGUGGCCCUGAGAAAAUUACUUAAUGUCUCAGAAAUCUGGACAACUUUCCAAGAUUAUAAAUUACAGAAAUUUCCCUUUACCAACAGACAUUCAACAAAGUUUAGAUGACUCCUUUUUGGAAAUGUUACAGAGAGAAUGAUAUUGUCAGAACUAGAUGGCUCUAAUGUCCCUUUUAACUCUAAAAUUCUAUGAUAUUGAGUGAAUCUGGCAUUUUUUUCUUAGUGAACCCAUUCAGCAUGUUUAAUGAUUAGCAUGUCUAUUUCCAAAUGUUCACAAAUCUGUUUAAUAAUCUGUUCAGGAAUUUUGAUGGCAUUGGGCAUUAAAUUCUAGAUAUAUAAUUUGAAGAACUUAUUUGUCUCCAUUCUUGGAAAUCAGGAUCACAUUUGUCCAUUUCUAACCAUAGAGGACCUAAUUUUUCAAAGCUCACUGACAACAGUUCAGCAAUCUUAUCUAAAAUUUUUUUAAGACAUCAGUAUCAGUUUCUUUGAUCUUUAAGACAAUGGGAUAGGAUUAAAUGAUUCCCUAAGGUCCUUCAGCCCUCAAUUCUAUGUACCAGGUAUCAGAUUUAGCCCUCACUCCACCAUUUUCUAGUCACAUGAUUUUAAGAUAGGUCACCUCUCUGGAUCUCAGUUUUUUUUAUCUGUAACAGAUAUGUGCCCUGUCUGCUUCAUCAACAAUGAAGAUUCAAAUGAUUAUCAAUCAAAUGAGAUUAUAUAUGUGAAAGUACUUUUUCUAUUAUUAUUAACAUCUGU